Messenger RNA from Erigeron canadensis, 1926 nucleotides. Its product is annotated as protein NRT1/ PTR FAMILY 7.3-like. Gene Ontology annotation, biological process: transmembrane transport. Gene Ontology annotation, cellular component: membrane. NCBI's taxonomy places the organism in Eukaryota, Viridiplantae, Streptophyta, Magnoliopsida, Asterales, Asteraceae. Bases 35 to 1831 code for a protein of 598 amino acids. Gene Ontology annotation, molecular function: transmembrane transporter activity. The transcript has 5 exons. The record is from RefSeq and is a predicted model, not a curated record.
CAAAGCACACACUACAAAACACACACUAAAAUAUAUGGAGUCAAGAAAAGAAUCCAGUCAACCUUCAACAGCAGAUCACAAUUCAAUGUUAUGCAACAAUGAUUUCCAGAACGCCAAGGAAAGACUUUUAGAUGAAUGCACUAGAGACGGAUCGUUGGAUUGGUAUGGAAAACCAGCAAGAAAACGAAAAACUGGAGGAUGGAAAUCUGGCAUGCUGUUGCUUGUGAAUGAAGGAUUAGCAACACUUGCAUUCACAGGAGUGGAAGUGAAUAUGGUCUUGUUUUCAAAAUCUGUGUUGAGACAAUCAAAUGCAGAAUCAGCCAGCAUGUUUAGCAAUUGGAUGGGCAGUGUUUAUUUGUUCUCUCUUUUGGGUGCCUUUUUUAGUGACUCAUAUUUUGGAAGAUAUCUCACUUGUAUCAUAUUUCAAGUUAUUUUGACCAUUGGUUUAAUUGCAUUGUCAUUAACAACUCAAUCUUUUAUGUUACAACCCGAAGGUUGUGGUAGAAUAGGAGAAUUAUGUGAGCCUCAUUCACCAUACCAAGUAGCAAUCUUCUAUGUAUCGAUUUACUUAAUUGCCCUUGGAAACGGUGGUGCAGAGCCUGCGCUUGCUACAUUUGGUGCUGAUCAAUUUGAUGAAGAAGAUCCUGAAGAAAAACAAGCGAAAACAGCAUUCUUGAGUUACUUCUAUGUUGCCUUAAAUCUCGGUUCUUUGAUCUCAGAAACAGUAUUAGUUUACAUUGAAACCAUGGGACUGUAUGUGGUGGCUUUCUGGAUAUCUACUGCAUGUGGCUUCAUUGCUUUGAUGGCUAUAGUGAGCGGAACUUUCAGAUACAGACAUUUCAAGCCUUCAGGUAACCCUAUCUCAAGAUUCUCUCAAGUCAUCGUUGCUUCCGUGAGGAAACUUAAGCUUCAAAUGCCUUCCAAUGGAGAUGGGCUCUAUGAAGACUAUUCCAAAGAUGACAGUGGGUCAAGGAGGAUAUAUCACACUAAAGACUUCAAGUUUCUUGACCGUGCUUCUAUCAUGACCCCUGAUGAUGGUGAAAACCCGCAUCCAUGGAGGCUAUGUACUGUCACUCAAGUUGAAGAAGUCAAAUGUGUACUAAGACUGCUACCAAUAUGGUUAUGUACCAUUUUAUCAUCAGUCGUAUUCAUACAGAUGAUUUCACUUUUCGUGGAACAAGGUGCUGCUAUGAAUAGAAAAAUGUCAAACUUCCAAAUCCCACCAGCAAGCAUGACCAUCUUUGACAUAAUAAGCACAUCUGCAUUCAUUAUUUGCUAUGACAAGCUCAUCCUCCCUCUAUAUUUCAAAAUAACAAAAAGAAAACCGAAAUUGCCUAGUGAGCUACAGAGAAUGGGGAUUGGUCUCGCUAUAGCUACAGUGGCGAUCAUUACAGCAGGUGUAGUGGAACAUCACAGGCUAAGAUAUGCAAGUGCAGGACCGAAAGAAACCAGCUCAUUGAGUAUAUUUUGGCAAACUCCACAAUAUGUGUUGGUGGGAGUAGCCGAAGCAUUUACUUACGUGGCCCAGUGGGAAUUUUUUGCAGCACAAGUUCCUGAUAAGUUGAAAAGUAUUGGGCUGGGGUUGUCUAUGUGUUCUUCAGCAAUGGGGAGUUAUACUAGCAGCAUUAUCUUGUCCGUGGUAAUGAAGAUUACUUCAAAAAAUGGGAAACCCGGGUGGGUCCCAGCGAACUUAAAUGACGGACAUUUGGAUCGUUUUUUCUUUCUUUGUGCAACGUUGACUGCACUAAAUCUUGUAUUGUUUGUUUCGUGUGCUAAGAAGUAUAAGAAUAUAGUUGUGGAGAGAAGAGAUGAAGCACGUGAAAUGGAUUAAAAGCGGCCAAGCAAAAUGAAGCUUAACGGUCAUGGUUAAUGUUGCAAUAAGAAACAGAAAUACAACUUAUAUUAUAUGAUACCUUAUAUUCGUAA